AUUUCUAUUGAAGGGUGUUUAGAGGUUCAUGGAGAAGUAUCUCUAUUGAAUUUGUAGCUCCCCGAGUAACCAUUGGUUGGAAGCCCGAUACAUUGUCAAGAGAGAGGGAACGAAUUCAAGAUAAGGAAUCUAUGGAGUCGGGUGACCAAAAUCUGAACCCGUCGAUCAAUAUUUGCCAAAACGAUUAUUAUGAAAAAUACGAACCUAUCUGGAAAGAUCUCUAUCACAUCAUUAAGGGUGAUUAUGACAGAGCGGCAUAUGUCAUGGUACUUGUCUUCUCCAGCAUUUUGCUAUUCGCCAUCGUCGCCUUCUUUGGCUCAUACAAGCGUCGUUCGCGCAACAAGUUGCUCAAGGGGGCCCUAUGGGCUGCCUACUUUCUUCCCUUCUACGUCAUAUCAAACACCCUUGGACUGAUGCAAUCACCACCGUACCAUAAUCAGAUGUAUGCAAUCUGGGCCGUGCUUUUCCUCCUCGUUCACGGAUGCACCAACACCACGAUUUACAGCAUCCAAGAUAACCAGCAAGGAAAGAGAGGCGCCUUGCAGGAAAUCAUUCUCCUCUAUUUGGCUUUUUGGUUGUAUUAUCUGCAUCAUAAUGAAAGAGUGUUUGAAUGCCCACUUCUAGUGAUUCUGGUAGUUACCGCCAUCAAGUUUGCUGCUCGAAUGAUAAUAGUAAACUCUAGGUACUCACCAUCACUUGAGUUAAAAAGGACAACUAAACUACUUUCCGACUACUACAUGCGAUGCGACAAAGACAACAACAGCGCGGCAGAUUCCGUCCACAUGAAAGGAUGCGACGAAGACAACAGCAGCGAGGCAGAUUCCGUCUACAUGAAAGGAUGCAAGUAUUUGGUCAUGGGAGAAGAGAAAAUGGAAAUGGCAAACAAAGGGAAAUGGGACAAGGAUAGAAUUGUCACUGUCGAGAAGAUAUGGGACUGCCGACAGAUGCCACUUCUCUCCGAAAGAGGUGAUCGAGAUGGUCAUUUGAAAGACAUGUGCCUCUCAUUUGCCUUGUUCAAGAUGCUCGUACUUCGAUUCAGGAGAUACCCUUUGCAUGAAUCUCAUCUUCCGAAGACUUGGAACUUCGUACGGUAUGGGCUCCUCUCAAAGAAUGAUCACGAAAGAGCCUUUCGAGUCAUCGAAGUAGAGCUAUCAUUCCUUUAUGAUUACUUCUACUCUGUGUUGCCAGUAAUAUUUAAUGAUAGGAGGUCAUUCUUCACUAAGACUGUACUCUAUGUGAUCUCAAAAAUCCUUGUGUUGGGAGCUAGUAUUUGGAUUGCAAUACCUCUUAUCAGUUACGCACCACCUGCCCGAGAAUUUCUCGACUUAAAAUACUGCAAAAUAAAUGUUGAUUUGAAGAACGAUUGUUACAUGAGAGGUGAAAAAUGGGCAGACAAAUUCUGUAAAAAAUUUCUGGUAUAUCCACCUACCCAUGCAGAUGUUUUGGGCACCUGUGUGGUGAUAGGCAUGUUCCUCGUAAUGCAGAUUUUGCAAUUCCUCAGUGUUGUUUUUUCAAAUUGGACCAAGGUAUGGUUGGUGUGCCAAUAUGUCCGGAAGUGCUUCUUGCAAAAGAGUAAGCUGUGGGAGGGAGUGCUGGUGUUCUUUUGUCAUCCUCCGCUUAUGAGAUCGAAACAUUGGAGAAACAAAAUGAGUCAGUACUUUCUUCUUUCUUCUUUCAAUUACCGCCCUACACGAUGCUGCUUUCUGUGUCAUGUUUUUAUAGAUAAGCGUAGGAGAGGGCAGAAAGCCAGUGACUCUGUAGAACUGUCUACGCAUGUGAAGAAAGCUGUUAUUGAUACAUUGAUAGUUAAUGGCCGUCGAUUGACAAAUGGGGUGUCUUCUUUGCGGAAAAACGAGGUAGAAGCAAAGCUCUCUUGGGCAUGCAGCUUCGAUUCAAACACAUACACCAUCUUUGUUUGGCACGUCGCUACCUCCUUUUGUGUCAUGGAGCACGAUGCCGAGUGCAAGAAAAAGGAAAAGGAUUCAGGUAAGGUAGAACGAGAUCGUGCUGUCGCCACCAGCAUAUCUGGAUAUUGUGCCUACCUGGUAGCUUUCGCUCCAUCGUUGUUGCCUGAUCAUCCUGAUGAUACUGAAUUAUUAUUUGAUGCAACAAUAUCAGACACGAGAAAAUUACUUAAAAAAUGCAGAAAAGGGUUGUACCAGAAGUUGAAGGACAUGGAAAAUGGGGAAAGCAUUGUAGAAAUGGGCGUCAAACUUGGGAAGCAACUGUUGUCACUACCAGAUGAAGGGCAAAAAUGGAAGGUAUUGGCAGAAUUUUGGGCAGAGAUGAUAUUGUUCCUUGCUCCAUCGGAUAAUGAAAUGGCCCAUGCCGAAAGUCUAGCCAACGGUGGAGAAUUCAUCACACAUUUGUGGGCUUUGCUUACUCAUGCAGGAAUCCUGAAAAGAAACUCCGAUCAGCUUGAUGUAGAGAACCCUCCUGGAGCUUCUUCCAGUCAAUAGGAAGCAGCUUUGGCUUCUAAGCACAUGGAAGAGCGCUAGAAUUCGGUUCUCUUUGGCUCCAAACUAUCCAAUAGAAGCUGAACAUCACCUAUGUUUGCUACUUGUGAUAUGAAACCAGUACUUAAAGGUGUCAUUGGUUUGAAAUGGGUGUGAUAUUUAAAUUAAGUUUGUUUGUUGCUUGUUCUAUGAAACCGUUACUGAAAGGUGUUAUGUAUGUUAUUUUGCCCACAUCAUGACUAGGGCCCAAGGUUUGAAAUGGUUUUUCUAUGUAACUUAA
Molecule: messenger RNA, 2736 nt
Organism: Magnolia sinica
Lineage: Eukaryota; Viridiplantae; Streptophyta; Magnoliopsida; Magnoliales; Magnoliaceae
Exons: 2
Coding region: 132-2459 (775 amino acids)
Source: RefSeq, a predicted model, not a curated record